Molecule: messenger RNA, 822 nt
Organism: Paramisgurnus dabryanus
Lineage: Eukaryota; Metazoa; Chordata; Actinopteri; Cypriniformes; Cobitidae
Gene: fcf1
Product: FCF1 rRNA-processing protein
Cellular component (GO): small-subunit processome
Source: RefSeq, a predicted model, not a curated record
AGGAACGUGUCGUAGGAUGAUGACGUAUGCGAAGUUGUCGCAGAGUGAGAAAACACACGAGGGUUGCGAUAAUCGCAAACAUCUUCGCUCGAAAUGGGAAAACAGAAGAAGCAAAAAUAUGCAGCCACGAAAAGACUGAUAAGUCUUAAAGACCAGAGGAUAAAGGAAAAGGACCGGGCAAAAAAGCAAGUGAAGAAAAAAGAAGAUCCCUCGGCCAUUAAAGAGCAGGAAGUAGCAAAGUAUCCAUCAUGUCUGUUCUUCCAGUACAAUACUCAGCUUGGACCUCCAUAUUAUAUCCUUGUUGAUACCAACUUUAUCAACUUUUCCAUUAAGGCCAAAUUAGAUGUUGUUCAGUCAAUGAUGGAUUGCCUUUAUGCUAAAUGUGUUCCUUGCAUUACGGACUGUGUGAUGGCUGAGCUUGAGAAACUAGGGAUGAAGUAUCGAGUGGCGUUACGGAUAGCCAAAGAUCCCCGCUUUGAACGCUUACCUUGCUCACACAAAGGAACAUAUGCUGACGACUGCUUAGUCCAGAGAGUAACACAGCACAAGUGUUACAUUGUGGCCACAGUUGACAGAGACCUGAAAAGGAGGAUACGAAAGAUCCCAGGAGUCCCAAUCAUGUACAUUUCCAAUCACAAGUAUAACAUUGAGAGAAUGCCGGAUGAUUAUGGUGCACCAAGGUUGUAGUACAAUGAAUAUGAGGUUUUGGUUAGUUUAAUAUUUUUAUUGUAUUGAUAUUGAUAGGACAUUUACCCCUGUAUAAAAUUUUGCUCAUGAAACACAUCUGUUAAGUAUUCCACAAUAAAGACUUUGGUAUGGCAA